Molecule: messenger RNA, 294 nt
Organism: Rotaria sp. Silwood1
Lineage: Eukaryota; Metazoa; Rotifera; Eurotatoria; Philodinida; Philodinidae
Source: the annotation of a GenBank genome assembly
AUGGUUGCUAUGAGUUAUCAAUCACAUUGGUAUCGUGCACGUAUAUUAGAAUUUAAAUCCACAACAAAUUUGACAUGGAUAGAUCUUCUUAAUAAAAGAUUUUUGAUAAUAAAAAUUUUUCAUAUUAAGAUUCAAUUUAUUGAUCAAGGUGAAAUAUGUAAGUUAGACACAAAUGCAAAACUCUCAUUACGUACACGAUUUCUUGAUCGAAGUUCUAUGUUUAUUGAUGAAUUUAAUAUUGAAUCAUCAUUCGAUAUCAUCAAAUCUUAUUCUAUUGAUGAAGGUUCUCAAUGA